Molecule: messenger RNA, 3936 nt
Organism: Solea solea (common sole)
Lineage: Eukaryota; Metazoa; Chordata; Actinopteri; Pleuronectiformes; Soleidae
Gene: impg1b
Product: interphotoreceptor matrix proteoglycan 1b
Exons: 19
Coding region: 358-3345 (995 amino acids)
Biological process (GO): visual perception
Source: RefSeq, a predicted model, not a curated record
AGGAUUAGACUCGAGUCCAGAGCCUGCUUUUUUAACCUCGUCACUGUUGUCAUACUGACGGUGGCAGCGGGGGAAACUCCUGAGCCAAAGUUUCCCUGCCUCCACCUCUCUUCCCUCCCAUGCUCCCUCUGCUCAUCCAUCCAUGCAGCCACCACUGUGUUCUACAGGGACCCAACAGCAUCCAGGAACUAUGUGCUGCUGAGGACCUGAGCCGGAGCUCAGACCAGACCAGUCCUCCUCUGGUGCAGCCCGUUAAUGGACUUGAGAUAAAGCGGUUCUGGAUUUGUAUCAGUGUUUGCAGCGGUCGCUUUACAAAUGUCAACAUUGGGCUUAAAGAACCAUAGAAAGUAGCCCACCAUGCUUUUGAAGUCAGGACUGUUCUUCACUUUGUGUCUUCUCACCGUCUAUGCGAGUCAAAGUGGAGACCUUCGAGGACAUAGUUUUCCUGGACUCCGGGAUGUGAAGCACAGACACUUCCUGGAAUCCCCUCGACCGAUCCGACGCAACGCAGACGUCGGAGCAGAGCGCGAGCGGCAUCGGGUCAAGAGGUCGGAACUGUUCACCACCGGGGUCAAAGUGUGUCCGCAGGAGACGAUGAAGGCGAUCGUCGGCAGCCACCGAGCCUACUACAAGCUCAGAGUGUGUCAGGAAGCCAUCUGGGAGGCGUUUCGGAUCUUCUUGGACAGGGUCCCAAACUCAGACGAGUACAGAGCGUGGGUCUACACCUGCCAGCACCAGAACCUCUGCAUGGACGACCUGGCCCAGAACUUCAGCAGCUCUCAGGAACAUCUGGAGAUGGUGGCCAGAAGAGUGGCUGAGCAGCAUGAAAGUGAAGGAGCUGUCAGUGGAAGCCCAGAGCCAGGCAGAGAGUGCUCCUGGACGCCGCCUCUGAUUCUGCUUCCGACUGAGACCGACGAGAACAAAGAGAAACCCGACGUUAUAAAAGACGACUCUCGGGAAUACAUCGUGGAGUUCAGCGUCAGCGUCGUGGACCCGACGUACAGCAGGCUGCUCGGCGAGCCCGAGGAUCCCCACUACAGCGACUUCACGCGAGAGCUCGCAGACAAGAUGCUUCAUGUGUUUGAGAAAAUUCCAGGAUUCAAAGAGAUCCGUGUUCUGGGAGUUCAUUCGGAGGACGUGUCCGUGCGCUGCGCCGUGGUCUUUAAUGGAGAGACGGAGCUCAGUGACGACCCCGCGGGUCUCGGGGAGCCCGGGGUUGAACUAGACGAGGACGUAAACGCUCCCAAACUGAAGAACAUCAUUGUAAAGGCCUUAAAACAGGAGCCGUCACUGCUGCUGGACAUACACACACUCAGCUUUGAGGCUGUAACCACUAUUUAUCCAGAUUCUGAGCUUGGGAUGAACUCAUUGGAGACCAUAGUUUCUGAGGACAACACCUCAAAGACUCCAGAAGAGGACAACAUGCCCAUUUCUGGUUUCUUCCCCUCGAUGGCAGUGAAAGAAAACCUUCUGGAAGCGUCUGCGGUCGCACCAGAAGCGCACACAUUUGAGCCUUUCAUUCCAAACACCCUGCAAGAAGCCACUCCUGUCGUCAGUCAUUCAGAGAUUCAUGUCACGGCAGCAGAGGAGGAGGAAUCCACAGGCGGCAGCGCUCAAGAGGCCGGCGACGUCGGCACUCCGACGUCAUUGACUGAAACUGCUGCAGAGCGAGAGGCAGAAUCAGAGGUGGAGGAGACGCCGCCGCCUCAACAAUACAAGGGAGAUGAGGCUGAUCCUGGAGAACAGGUGACAAAUGAACUCGAACCGGUUGAUCCUGAGCGACAGGAUGAGCACGGUCCCUCUGCAGAUCCAGAAUCCCAGUCUGGAGAAGUGAUGAGCGACAGAGCAGAUGUACCUCAGUCCACAGAUCAUGCCAAGACCGAAACGCCGUCAUCUCAUGGAGAUCCAGUCCAAAGCACUGACGCAGAGGCAGAUGUGGAGCUUGUGCCGUCCCCUGUAGAGAGCGGUGAAGAGUCUCAUGGAGGCCAGAGUGGAACAAGCCCGCUCUCCACUAACUAUCCCUCUGAGAACUCGGAUGUCGACGAGGACGUCGGAGCAGAUCGGAGCAGAGCAGAAGAGGCGGAAGUGACCAGACGCCUGGAGGAAGAGAUCGGCAGUGGACUCUCCUCUGAGUCUGACCAGCGUCCACGUGAAUCCACAGCCGCACCGGCCCUGAGGCGAGGCGGCACCCCUCUGAUGACUGCGGUGGGCAAGAGCAAAGAGUUAGUGGUUUUCUUUAGCUUGAGGGUCACAAACAUGAUGUUUUCUGAUGACCUGUUCAACAAGACCUCCCCGGAAUAUAAGUCCCUGGAGAAUACCUUUCUUGAGCUGACACAGCACUCUGGCUCCAGGAAGUCGCCAAACCCUGGAGCUUCCAGUAAAUCUGCGCCUAAGCGACAGACGACUUUAGCCUCCAUACCGCUUUUGCCAUAUCUUCAGUCCAACUUGACUGGAUUCAAACAGCUGGAGAUCCUCAAUUUCAGGAAUGGCAGCGUUGUGGUGAACAGCAAGAUGAAACUGGACAAACCAGUACCUUACAACGUCACAGAGGCUGUGCACUGCGUGCUCGAAGACUUCUGCAAUGCGGCGUCUAAGCGGCUCGACAUUGAGAUCGACAGUCGCUCUUUGGAAGUAGAACCAGCCGACCAAGGCGACCCCUGUAAGUUCCUGGCCUGCAACGAGUUUUCCCGCUGUGUGGUCAACAGCUGGACGGACGAGGCCCAGUGUCUGUGUGACCCGGGCUACAGCGCCGCGGACGGCCUGCCGUGUCAGAGCACCUGCUCUCUGCGGCCCGAUUAUUGCCUGAACGGAGGCCUGUGUGAAAUAAUCCCGGGGCACGGAGCCACAUGCAGAUGUCCUGUAGGCAAAUACUGGCACUACCAUGGAGAGCGCUGUAACGAGCUGGUAUCGAUGCCAGUGGACCCUCCACUAAUUAUAACCUGCCUCGUGGGGAGUCUCUGCUUUGUUUGUGCCAUCAUUGGCGUUUUGAUAUUCAUUAACAAGAAAUGCAUUAAGACGAGGAAGGCUGUGACUUUGGUGCACACCCUCGCUCCCUAUGCCUUUGAGAACACUUUGAGGGUGAACCCAGUGUUUGAGAACGAUGACGGUGUUUUAACUCAAGUGACCACGUUGCCGUGUCCUUCGAGUUCCGCCUCCUCCCGGUCCCAACAGUCUGAGCAGGAACAUUUAGCCUCAAUUGAGAAUAUACAUCUGAGUAUUGAGAUCCCCAGACAACUCUACACAACAAGACCAGAAAAGUUAGUCUCGGAAAUUGUGGACUUUCAUCAUUUCAUACCACACAAUGAGCUCUAUGAUGCAGUAAAAGACGUGGUCCCUGCCAAAUGACGACGGGACAUGUUGUCUUUUACGGAUGCCAGAUAAUGAAGGAUUUGAAGUAUGAAUUAUUUGAUCACAGCGAGAGAAGGAGGAGAAGCGAACAUGGCGACAAAGAGCAAGAAGAUUCUACUGUCUAUAGGAUGCAGGUACAAUAGACCAUUGGUCGGGAUUAUUCGUUCAUAUUAAGGACAGUAUUUUUUAGACAGGGAUGUUAUGGUGGACUUGGGUUGUCUUAAAGUGGUAACCUAAAUAUUUAUUUCAUAUAUUAUUAUAUAGUAGGGACAUUUCCUGUUUACCCUUGGCAAAAGGUUGUUGUAUUUUUCCCUCACACUGAGGUAUUUAUUAUUCACAUACUGAUACACGUGGCGGUAUCUUGACGUUAGACUUUACGAGGCUCUUUUAAUGCUCUCCUCGACGUUGUUGUUUCCCAAAAAGAGAAUGAAUGUAUGAGCUGCUGUUGGUCAUGACAUAUUGUGUAUAGAAAUACCGUACACUAUCUACCACUAUUCAAAACAGCUCCCGCUGAUCUUGUGAGAUUUUCUUUUUUACACAUUUUCCAUUUAAAAAACAAACAAUUAUAUGUUUUUGCAUAAAAAAAAA